Messenger RNA from Protopolystoma xenopodis, 237 nucleotides. The record is from the annotation of a GenBank genome assembly. Lineage: Eukaryota; Metazoa; Platyhelminthes; Monogenea; Polystomatidea; Polystomatidae.
AUGGGCUGUGGGCAUUCCGAGAAAUUUGAGGUAGGAAACCAAAGUGACUUGCUUGAGCUUGCUCGAGCCCAGAGGCCGAGUGCCCUGCUUCCUGGUCUUAGGACCACACUAAGAUACACAUGCUUGGGCUCGGACGCUCGUUUCCAGGCAUUCUGGCUAAAGACUGGAGAGCAGCGGCUUCUGCUUCGUCGAAACGAACGACAGAUAGUUGAACGGGCUGUCCAAAAUGAUACUUAG